UGAUGCACCGCUGCUUGCUGUCACAACAACAACUCGCCAUUUCAGAUCCAGGAGGCCGAAACAACGAAACAAACUCCCGCGGAGGAACUAACUAGGUCACCAGACUCUGUCCUGUUCUCCGUCUGAAACACCUCUGACCUCUCCUCUACCGUCACACGGUUGUGUAUUGAGUUCAGAUGCAUGUUAUCUGGUUGGUGAGCACGAGCUGUUCCUGCGUCGGUCCGGGCUGAAAGUGAUCAGAGUCAACGGUCGGAUCGUUCUGCUAACGGCUAACAGCUCGCGGCUAGCUGAGUGUAAACAAGGAUGAAGCGGAUUAAAGGAGGAGAGGAGGACAGCAACAGCUCCCCUGAUAAGAGCCCACCAGAGGCUUGCAAGAAGGUGCGGACGGAGACGAGCGAGGAGUCAGAGGCAGUGAUUGCCAGUGAGGCACCAGAGAGUGAAUGGGCACGACUGCCUCAGGAGCUUCUGCUACACAUCUUCCAGUACCUUCCACUGCUGGAUCGGGCUUAUGCCUCUCAGGUGUGCAGCAGGUGGAACCAGGCUUUCCACAUGCCUGAGCUGUGGAGAUGCUUUGAGUUUGAGCUUAACCAGCCAACCAGCUCUUACCUGAAAGCCACACAUCCAGACCUCAUCAAGCAGAUCAUAAAGAGGCACUCCAACCACCUGCAGUAUGUCAGCUUUAAGGUGGAUAGUAGUACAGAGUCUGCAGAAGCAGCAUGUGACAUCCUUUCACAGUUGGUGAAUUGCUCACUGAAGACCUUGGGGCUCAUCUCUACAGCCAGGCCCAGUUUCAUGGAGGUUCCAAAGUCUCAUUUCAUCUCAGCUCUGACUGUGGUGUUUGUCAACUCCAAAUCGUUGUCUUCGCUGAAGAUUGACGACACGCCGGUGGAUGAUCCGUCUCUGAAGGUGCUGGUGGCCAACAACAGCGACACCCUGAGACUGCUGAAGAUGAGCAGCUGCCCUCACGUCUCCCCAGCAGGGAUCCUGUGUGUGGCAGACCAGUGUCACGGCCUGAGAGAGCUAGCACUAAACUACCACCUCUUGAGUGAUGAACUCCUGCUGGCCCUCUCCUCGGAGAAACACGUCCAACUGGAACAUUUGCGGAUCGACGUGGUGAGUGAGAACCCCGGGCAGCACUUCCACACCAUCAAGAAGAGCAGCUGGGACGCCAUGGUACGGCACUCGCCCAAAUUCAACCUGGUCAUGUACUUCUUCCUCUAUGAGAACGAGUUUGGCCCUUUCUUUAACGAGGAGGUCCCGGUCAUGCACCUCUACUUCGGUCGCUCGGUCAGUAAGGAGGUCUUGGGCCGCGUUGGCCUCCACUGCCCUCGUCUGGUGGAGCUGGUGGUGUGCGCCAAUGGCCUGCGUCCUCUGGACGAGGAACUGAUCCGCAUCGCCAAGCACUGCACCCAGCUGUCGGCCAUCGGCCUGGGCGAGUGCGAGGUUUCCUGCAGCGCAUUUGUGGAGUUCGUCAAGAUGUGUGGUCGGAGGCUUUCCCAGCUGUCCAUCAUGGAGGAGGUCCUGAUUCCAGAUCACAAAUACUCCCUGGAUGAGAUCCACUGGGAGGUUUCUAAGCACCUGGGCCGGGUCUGGUUCCCAGACAUGAUGCCGACCUGGUGAAGUGAAGCCAGAGAGGCACACAAAGUACAGUCCGUCUAGUUUGUGGUGUGGAACUCUCACGGCCUCCAUGUUUGCAUAGAAAAGCCUUUUAAAUGCUCAGCUGUAGUGGAAUGUUUGGUGCCAACAUGGAGAGCAUAAACUUUGCUGAACUCCUGUGUGGAGUGCAGGGCAGGAAUGUGAUGCGGGCACCUGACUGCUACACAAUGUUAUCAUGUCUCGAAACACCACAAACAUCUCUGCCUGUUAGUUUAAAAAUAGACUGCGGAAUCCCGCUUUUCCUAAUCUGGAGACAGAACUCGCCGGGCCGGCUUCUUCACGUUAAACAAUCAGCACACAGACCAGAGUAGGUUGGAAAUAUUUGACUAAAAACACUAUGUUUUUAUACCUGCAAAUUGAGACAUUGUAGCCUGGUUAUGAUAAUCUAUAUUAUGAAAGACGUCAGGGUGUGUGUGUGUGUCUAUAUGUAUGUAUGUAUAUGUGAGUGUGUGUAUUCUAAUGUUUUUUGGAGUAUUUUGGGAAGAUUAGGUGCACUAUUGCAUAUUGGUAAACAACCACUUGGCCUACUUAAAUCCAGUAUGAGAUAGCCGUACUGCAGUCUAACAAAAUAUGGCAUUGGAGGUUUCCAAAUAGCUGCGAUGUUAUUUGUACAUAGUACGUGACAGAAGGUGUUUCGUCAGGUGUAGUCGAGGGGGAGGAUUCAAUUAAUUUUGCAGAAGAGUUGCUGGGUCCUACUGUACACCUACAUUUUAAACUAAUUUAAUCAUAAAGAGCAGCAGUAGUGUUGAAGGCAUCUUGCUUUUCCUCCUCGCCUGAGCUCAUUCAUGCAUCAAAAAAUGAAACCACGAUUAGAAGCCAUGUUAGAAGUUGGCCCAGGAGAGAAACAGAAAUGUGCAUAUAGGUCUCAAAUUGUGACAUGAAGGCGUGCAGUGUCGAUUGAUGCCAUGGAUUUUAAUUUUCUCCAAAAUAUGCAGGAUUUUUUUUUCUGUCCUGCAUCGUGGAUCAAUUGGCACGACAAAUUACAUUUUCGUUUUGUUUUUUUUUAAAGAAGGUUUUGUUCAGUCGUAGAUUUCCUAAGCACUUUAACAUGAAUACCAAAUGAUAGUCAGGACAAAACAAGUCCUUUUUGCCCUAAUGAAAGCAAGGAAACAAUCUUUAAAAUGCUCCAAUUUGUAUUAGUUGAACCCAGAUUUGAAUGACUAUUUACACUGUUCUGGGGUUCUGUUGAAUCAGAUACCAUGGACAGUAUAUUGAAGUAAUAAAGCUAAAAAAAAUUCUAUGUAAAUAUAGAUAGUGCACAGAAAAGUCUGAAUUUGAAGGUAGAAAUUGGUGAGAUUGCUUCGUAAUAAUUCAAUAGACUUGUCUCUGCGGCUAGUAGCUUAAAAUGCGAGCUGGGAAAGCAAAAGUAACCCUUUGUGUGUCUCAGGUGCAUUAAAUGAAUAUAUUUCCCUAAAUAGGUUUCAUUGGUAUCUUCUGCUAUUUGCCUGUUCAAGCUCUACACCCUAGCUCUAUGUUGUGAAUAUCUGCCCUCCUGUUAGCCCUCGUUUGCUCUGCAUCGUCGUGUUACCACAUCGUACAUACAGGAGACGAAGCAGUAUUCAUCGCUUCAUUACAAACACCGUCUUUGCAGGUAUCGCUAGUGCUCCUCUCCAAAACACCCAUUCAUUUCUAUCUAAAGAGGUUUGGCAAGUCAGAUGAGUGAAACAAACUGUUUUUCCUUUAAGAAGGAAGUCCAAUGCAUCUGUAUAUAAAACGCUGUGUGUUUGAUCAUUAUGAAUAGAAAUGUACCUAUUUCUUUAUUUCGCCCUCUGUCAGGGUUUGAAGUUUCCUUAACCAACGGCCCGUGUCUUUUAUAAAACCAGAGUGAGUUAUCCUUUACUAGAUGGAUCUUUUUCAUACGGUAGAACAAACACUACAGAAGAUAAAGCUGUGUAAUUUAUUGAUAUGGAUACCGGUUUUGUAAUGACUUUGUGUUUUCCAGUUAUACAAAAAAAGCAAUCAUUAUAACCAGCAAGCAGACCAGCAGCAAGGUUAGUUUCUUUUUUUUACACUUCCACCUCGGUCACUGGGAUUUUGUUGCAUGUGGGUGGUGCAAAAGUUUCGAAACCUGAAUCGUACACUUACUUUUACUCAGACUUUAAGAAGCUGAGUUGAAGGUGCACCAAAUUGCUAGCAAAGUCACAAUCAAUCCAUUAAAAGUGUCAUUAAGAGAUGUCAAUAAAAGACAAUAUGUACUUUCACAAAAAGUUAAAAGAGUUAUCAGUAGUGGACAAACUUUUGGACAACAGCGCAUGACAACAAGAUCUGUAGAUCACCCCGAUUUUGAUUUUUUGGUUUGUUUUUCUGCCAGACUUUCCUUUUAUCCAUGUCGUAUUAGACAUUUCAUGUAAACAAACAGCAAUGUAGACUAAAACUGAGACACUUGUUGCAGGAAGUGCAAAUGCUUCUUAGUGUUUAUUGGAUUGAACUAACAGUCUAUUGAUUAGUAUUGGUCUCUUAUCACUGACGUUAGAUACCUGUGCUGAUUGUCUGUUCUCUCGUGCAUUAGCAUAUUAAUGGUUACAGUAACAUAUCAACCUGAUUUAUUUUUCAUAAUUUGUGCAGUGCAUUACAUGGUUGCCGUGACAGCAGCUCUAAAGCGAAGGUUGUGUUUCAAUACUGUACUGGUUUUAAUCAUUUUCCUGUCGUCUUUAUUGGCUUAUAUUGGAAAUUUCAGUUGGGUAAGUAAAACAUGUUUCAUUUAAAUACAGAUAAAAUACAUCAUUAAGAUGCCUUGUCAGUAAUUCUUUUAACCUCAUUUGUCCAGAGUCCUCCAGUAAGUUUUAUUAGGAGUAAACUGGUGUUAACAAUGUUGUUCUUUUAGUUUGGCUUCUGUAUGGCAAAUGCUUUGUCUACUUUGCUUAACUGGUCAUCUGUCUUGAAAUUAAAAUUAUUGUUUUGGACAUGUGAUCUUAUACUGGUAAUAAAAAUGUGUGAAUGUA
Messenger RNA from Sebastes umbrosus (honeycomb rockfish), 4598 nucleotides. RefSeq names its product F-box and leucine-rich repeat protein 3a (gene fbxl3a). Gene Ontology annotation, biological process: entrainment of circadian clock by photoperiod; G2/M transition of mitotic cell cycle; SCF-dependent proteasomal ubiquitin-dependent protein catabolic process. The transcript is spliced from 5 exons. Gene Ontology annotation, cellular component: nucleus; SCF ubiquitin ligase complex; cytosol. The record is from RefSeq and is a predicted model, not a curated record. Gene Ontology annotation, molecular function: protein binding. NCBI's taxonomy places the organism in Eukaryota, Metazoa, Chordata, Actinopteri, Perciformes, Sebastidae. The coding region runs from base 304 to 1620 and encodes 438 amino acids.